Psammomys obesus (fat sand rat) is the source of this 1214-nucleotide messenger RNA. It is a transcript of the gene Tmem212, whose product is annotated as transmembrane protein 212. Lineage: Eukaryota; Metazoa; Chordata; Mammalia; Rodentia; Muridae. The record is from RefSeq and is a predicted model, not a curated record. The transcript is spliced from 4 exons. Bases 1 to 564 code for a protein of 187 amino acids.
AUGCAGGGCCUCUACCAGGCUGCUGGCUGUGCCCUGGUGACACUGGGGGGCCUCAGUAUCUUCUCUGGAAUCAUUGCUUUCUUCCCUGUCUUUUCCUGCAAGUUCUGGUACGUAGGAUGGAGCGUUUGGAUUGCCUGUCCCAUCUGGAACGGAGCUUUGGCCAUCACAGCUGGGACACUUGUACUGCUUGCUCACAGACAGUGGACCCAGAGAUACUUGUGGGAAGCUGUUUUCACCUUCGUAACUCUGAGCAUUAUGGGAUGUCCACUUCAUUUUGCAAUAGCCUUGGAAUCGGUCCUCCUUGGCCCGUACUGCUUCUACUCCUUUUCAGGGGCGGCGGGAACCAAUUACCUUGGUUACGCAGUCACCUUCCCUUUCCCGUACGCGAAGUUCCCGUCAGUCUGUGUGGACCCCCUCCGCUAUGAAGAGUAUCACCUGGCACUUCAGGCCCUGGACCUGUGCCUGAGCUCCAGCCUGUUCUGUGUGUCCUUGGCACUGUUCAUCAAGCUCUCCUCAAGACUGCUACAGGGCGGAAACAUAAAUCAGGUAUCUGGGCUGCUUUAAGCAAAUCAGCAUCAACUCCCCGAAGCCUCGACUUUCCCCCUUCGGAAAGUGGAGCCAGCCCUCUCCUCAUCCACUGAGGAAUGACAUCAUUUCUAAUAAGAGUGUGAGGGAGGCUAGCACGGUCCUGGAGAAGUGCUCAAGAAAUGUUUGCUUCCUUCCCUCACUUCUAAUCAAAUCGAAGUUCUUGGCUCUCAAUUAAAGAUUUCCGAAAGUUCCCUUUAAUCUCCUGUUAUUUUUUGAGAAGCCUGAGCCAAGCAAGCCAGACAAAACAAACAGCAAAUGACCAGAAGAAAUGUUCAGUGCCAAGAUCCCCACUUCCUCACACAGCCCCCCUGCCCACAAGGCAAUGCCCUGCCUGCUGUGUUCCCGCCAGGGUCUUUAUUGCACAUGUAUUUCUUUUUUAUAUGUUUCUGACACUCUGUUCACCACCACCACCAGUAUGGCUCUCUCUGUUGAUGCCUCUUAAAUCCUUAAGUGGUUCCAUGACGCUGUUAUUUGAGUCAUCCUUCAGUGGUUUCUGGGACAUAAAAACAGUAGAAUUAAAUGUCAGAAGCGACACUGUAUUUUCUUUGACAAACUGUACAAAUAAAUAUUUCUCUUUUCCCCCCUUCCUAGGGUGGAAAGAAUGGACAAUAAAUUUGGAGUUGUGU